AUGUCUCGCACCCGGCUUCAACUUCAAUCCUCGGUCUUGUCUUCGACAACCCGCUGCCAAGCAUACCGCCCACCAGUCUCUCCCGCCCGCUCAUCUCGCGCCGGUUGCCUGCGUGCAUCGCAGCUCGCUGAGCUGAUCAAUAUACCCGACCAUGAAUUCGCAAGGCCAAGCCCCGGUCCCGAGCGUGGGACCACCAUCGAACCCACAGCCAGACUUUUCCGCCAUCAAGUUAACGCGCGGUACCAGCUGCGUCCUGUGUCAACAGCGCAAGGUGCGGUGCGACAAGCAAAAACCCUGCUCCAACUGCGUCAAGGCCGGCGCCGAGUGUCGCGUCGUACCACCGCUGCCGCCCCGGCGCCGCAAGAAGCGUUUGCAGGAAAGAGACCUCUUGGAGCGACUCAAAAAUUUGAUGCCUUGGACCACGACGCCAAAUCGGAAGCUACCCUAGAAGACGUGGAUGAGUUGGAGAAUGACUUCGAAAAUCUCAAGACCAGCCAAUCCGAGGGCGAUUAUGCGUCGUCACUCCACGCUCGUGGCGCACGCUGGAAGCUUGGUUCCUUUCUCAAGAUGCACAAUAAAUCAUUCCACGCCCAUGACCGCCUCUUGAACGACUCGUCCGAUGACGAGGCUGACUAUCCCACCAUCUACAAGGCCUUUGACAAGAUGUUCACGAACCGAAACCCCUUCCCCUUUCUCAUUAGCGAUCAGGAGAUUGCGCUCGUCGAAUAUCGCCCAACUACCAUACAAAUGUUUCAGCUCUGGCAGGUCUACAUUGACAAUGUGAACCCCCUCUUGAAGCUCACGCACGUUCCUACCAUCCAACAACAAGUCAUUGCCUACUCCGGUAACCCAGAUGAGUCGCCCAAAAACAUGGAAGCGUUAAUGUUUGCCAUCUGUUUGAUGGCAGUCUCAUCUCUUGACGAGCAACAAGUACAACAGCGCUUGCAAGCCGACAAGCAAGAGUUGCUCGGCCAAUUCUUUGCCGGUUUGCAACAAGCGCUCAUCAAUGCCAACUUUAUGCGAACCUCGGAUAUUGUGACUUUGCAGGCCUUUCUUCUUUACAUGUUGGCCAUCCGUUGGUUCCUCGAUCCCCGGCACGUCUUUUCCAUCAUGGGCUUGAUGGUGCGCAUGGCUCACCACAUGGGGUUGCAUCGGGACCCCGCUGGCCAAGGCCUAAAUGCCUACGAAGGCGAACUACGGCGCCGUCUUUGGUGGUCUAUCGCAGCGUAUGAUCGACGCAUUGGCGAAAUGACUGGCGCGGCCGUGACGGCACUGGCAGUGCCCAAUGACACCCGCAUACCACUCAACAUCAACGACGCCGACUUGUAUGUCGAGCAAGCCGAACCGCCCAUCGCCCACAGGGGUGCGACCGAAAUGAUGUUUGCACUGAUUCGAGCAGAACUUGCCAUGGCAACGCCCGAUGACUGGGAUCGCGACUUUCAAGGAACGCAACCUACUGAGCAACCGGCUGGUCGGGUUAUGAUCAGGCUAUUUGGAAAAGACAAGAAGACGUACACAAUCGACGGGUUUUGCGCCCACAUCGAAGGGACAUAUCUAGUCCACUGCGACCCUAACAUUCCCUUUCACUUCUUUACCCUCACAAUGACGCGUCAGUCGCUUAGCCGGCUACGUGUCAUCACCUAUCUUGUUCGGCUCGCACACGGACACACUUCAACGACUGACGAAGUCGACCGCGAGUUUUUGUUCGUGCAGGCCACGCAGAUGCUGGAGCACGACAAUAUCCUGCAAUCCCGCGACAGCCUCAAGUGCUACCGCUGGUUCACGCACCACCACUUCCCCUUUCCGGCCUACAUGUUCCUCGUCAACGAGCUCCGGUUCCGGCUGACGGGCCCUGAGGUGGACCGCGCCUGGGCGAGCAUUGCCAUCAACCACUCGCUGCGCGGCAUGAUGAACGGCCUACACUCGCCCAUGCACCUGGCCUUUGGUCACCUCUUUGUCAAGGCGUGGAAGGCGCGCGAGACGGCCCUGCGCGAGCAGGGCCACCAAGCCACGCCACCCAGCUUCAUCGUCGUGCUGCAAGAGUUUGUCGAGAGGCGGCGCCGCGCCAGGGAGCAGAACCUGCCCGACCCCCUCGAAGAGCCGCCCGAGGUGUUGACGGUCCCCAAGCCGUCGCCGACGGCGUACAGCACGCCGGGCUCGCACAGCGACAGCGGCAUCGGCAAGAUGACGCCCAUAAUGGCCAACUCACCUACUGGUGCGCCGAUGCCCGCACCGGGACAGGGGCCCAACCUGGAAGAUACGGAUAUGGACUGGUCGUACAUUUUGUCGGGAUAUCAAGACGGAUCCAUCUUUCAGAAUUUUAACAGUUUUAAUUUCGGCGACCCUACAGCCGGGGCGGGCGGCAUGGGAGGUAUGGGUGGUAUGGGUAUGAAUAUGGGCGGUGGGCCGAACAUGUUCGGCAACUGA
This is a messenger RNA of Cordyceps militaris CM01, 2427 nucleotides long. RefSeq names its product C6 transcription factor, putative. Gene Ontology annotation, biological process: DNA-templated transcription. The coding region runs from base 1 to 2427 and encodes 808 amino acids. The transcript is spliced from 5 exons. Gene Ontology annotation, molecular function: zinc ion binding; DNA binding. NCBI's taxonomy places the organism in Eukaryota, Fungi, Ascomycota, Sordariomycetes, Hypocreales, Cordycipitaceae. The record is from RefSeq and is a predicted model, not a curated record.